Caenorhabditis remanei is the source of this 408-nucleotide messenger RNA. RefSeq lists its product as uncharacterized. Lineage: Eukaryota; Metazoa; Nematoda; Chromadorea; Rhabditida; Rhabditidae. The record is from RefSeq and is a predicted model, not a curated record. The transcript has a single exon. The coding region runs from base 1 to 408 and encodes 135 amino acids.
AUGAAUGAUACUCUGUCCGAAUGGACAAUCGAAAAAGUUCUCGAUAUGCGCAAAGAGAUUCUGGAUAAACAGAAGGAUAUUGAAAAGUCGAAUUUGGAAAUUGUUGAGAUGCUCAAGUUAUGCGAUGAGAAAAUUGAGAAACUGUCAAAUCAACAACAGGAAAAAUUUGAUUCAAUUCAAACAAAACUGGAUAAAAUCGUUGAGAUCUUAAAACCGGAAGUAUCGUCGGAAGUUGUCGAGGACAACAAUUCUGCAUAUCCGACGGCUCAUGUCAAUUCUACUCAGAAUCUAGUAAAAAACGAGGAAAUGAUUUCGACAUUUGGAAAAUACUUUGUGUUGAAGCAUAAAUUCACCAACGUUUCUAGACUCACAACAAAACAAUGGUUGCGAAGAACAUUUUGGUGUUGA